UGGAAGCUCUCAAUGAUAAUGGUACAUGGACCCUUACCUUCCUUCCUGUCGGCAAGAAACCGAUUGGCUGCCGUUGGGUAUAUAAGAUCAAGCACAAGUCCGAUGGCUCUAUUGACAGGUACAAAGCACGGUUAGUGGCCAAGGGGUUCACACAAUUGGAGGGUGUCGAUUAUCAGGACACUUUUUCCCCUACAGCUAAGAUCACUUCGGUACGGUGCUUACUGGCGUUAGCUGCUGCUCGGGGCUGGUCUCUCCAUCAGUUAGACGUCAACAACACCUUUCUUCAUGGCGAUCUUGACGAAGAAAUUUAUAUGUCUCCGCCGCCAGGGCUUCGGAGACAGGGGGAGGAGCAUUUAGUUUGUCGGCUACAUAAGUCCUUGUAUGGCUUGAAGCAGGCAUCACGGCAAUGGUUUGCCAAAUUCUCUAAUGUUAUCCAAGCCGCCGGUUUUGUGCAGUCUUGAGCUGAUUUAUGUUGAUGAUAUUUUAAUUACGGGGAAUGAUUCCAUCAGUAUUGCUGCAAUUAAGAAGUUUUUGCAUAGCAGUUUUCGUCUUAAAGACCUUGGUGAAUUGAAAUAUUUUCUAGGAAUUGAGAUUUCUUCUUCUAGAAAUGGGAUUUUUAUGUGUCAGCGCAAAUAUGCAUUAGAGAUUGUGAAAGAUGCGGGGCUAUUAGGCGCAGCCCCGGUUGAUACUCCAAUGGAAAGAGGUUUAAAAUUGUCAGACAAGAGUGAUUUACUCAGAGAUCCAAGCCGCUAUAGAAGAUUAGUCGGCCGUCUAAUAUACCUCACUGUUUCAAGGCCAGAUAUUACCUAUGCCGUCCAUGUCUUGAGUAGAUUCAUGCACCAACCUCGAAAGAGUCAUAUGGAGGCAGCUCUUCGAGUUAUUCGAUAUUUGAAAGGUGCGCCUGGCCAAGGCUUAUUUUUCUCUUCAACGAGUGAUUUAAAAUUACGAGCCUAUUGUGAUUCGGAUUGGGGAGAUUGCCCACUCACUAGAAGGUCUACUACUGGUUAUUGUGUCUUCCUUGGACCUUCAUUGAUAUCCUGGAAAUCAAAACGGCAGAAAACAGUGUCCUUGUCCUCAGCUGAAGCUGAAUAUCAUGUAAUGACCGGAGCUUGUUGUGAGUUAACAUGGCUUCGGUAUUUAUUGAGAGACUUAGGACUUAUUCAUCACGAACCUGCCUCAUUGAGCUGUGACAAUAAGGCUGCUUUGCAUAUAGCAGCUAAUCCAGUUUUUCAUGAGCGAAGACGACAUAUUGAGAUGGAUUGCCAUUAUAUUAGGGACAAAAUUCAAGAUGGUUCUGUAGUUGCAAAGUAUGUCAGCUCUACACAUCAAUUGGCCGACGUUUUGACUAAACCUUUGGGGAAAGAAACUUUUGUUCCUAUGGUCCGCAAGUUGGGAGUGCAAAAUAUUCACUCUCCAACUUGAGGGGGAGUGUUG
This is a messenger RNA of Fragaria vesca subsp. vesca, 1434 nucleotides long. RefSeq lists its product as uncharacterized. The coding region runs from base 427 to 1422 and encodes 331 amino acids. The record is from RefSeq and is a predicted model, not a curated record. NCBI's taxonomy places the organism in Eukaryota, Viridiplantae, Streptophyta, Magnoliopsida, Rosales, Rosaceae. The transcript has a single exon.